Mizuhopecten yessoensis (Yesso scallop) is the source of this 1370-nucleotide messenger RNA. RefSeq lists its product as uncharacterized. Bases 132 to 557 code for a protein of 141 amino acids. NCBI's taxonomy places the organism in Eukaryota, Metazoa, Mollusca, Bivalvia, Pectinida, Pectinidae. The record is from RefSeq and is a predicted model, not a curated record. The transcript has a single exon.
CCAGAAUCAUCAUGUAAAUUAACUGAAUGGACGACGACUGUUGCUUGUUGGGAAGAAAUUAACGUUACCUAGAGGGCGCUGUAAACUACAGUGCCUGUACACGUUAUCAUCCAUUAGGGGGCGUGGUAAGCAUGGUGCAGCUGUUUUAUUAUGAGACUCGGGGCAAAUGUUGCCGCAAGGUGUUUAACUAUGAGGGUUACCCUACCAAGGUGAUGUUGUUUCCGUACGAGGGUUGGGCCCAGCCAGCUCUCGUAUCCUACUGGCUUCUAAAAACCUAUUGGUGGAGCAGAUCACGCUGUAAGAUUGUUGAGGUCUCAGGGGUCAAAAAACGUACCACCAAAGGCAAAAUGGCAGACAAGGGCAGUGGCGCCAUGACCAUAACGGGGAAAUUCAAAGACACUGUAUCUCCUGAUUUUAAGAUGACGUUGACGACGAAUAUAAGUAACGCCGAUUUCCAACUCGGGUACUGCGUCACUGGAACGCUUGAACGAGGUGACAAGAAAAGGUCUGAUCUCCAACUAACACAUUUUGCUAUGGUUAAGAGAAAAGGAUAUUGACAUUACCCAUGUGAUCGUUUCCAUCUUGCGAAAAGUCUAACAUUGCUAUUUUGUCCAUUGUAUUCCAAAUUAGGCGCUACAUGAAAUUGCCAGAAAACUUAUCGCCCAAUACAGACCUAGAUGGACGCCCAUUCUCUUGUUCCAUUCCAGUGCAAUAGCUAUACGUCGUCAUUCCGUGUUGUGCCAAUGCAGUGUGUCCGCCAGCCAUAAGUAGUCGAUAAGAACUUCAUUCCUGUUGUGUACUUGAAAUAGAUAUUCCGAAUCAAAAUUCGGAAUGAAUAGUAUUUCUGAAUGAGAGUUUCUAGUAGGUUAUUAUGUUUAUUGAUGUGGAUAUUUUGUUUGAGUUGUGAGUAACCACACACCGAAAGGAUUCUGAGAGGAGUUACGUUAUUUAGAAGAUUAUUUGUUAUAUUAGAAGUCUUUAAAGUCUAUUCUUUUCGUUGUCACGUAGUUAAGUCUUUGUGCCAAGUUGUAGUGAAUUUGUUUUAGAUAUAUAUAUAAAGAUAUAUAUAGAUUGAUAUUGUUAGAGAUGUAUGCUUUGUCACAUUUAUGAAAAGAAAAAUAACAUAUCUUAAUAUGAUUUCAAGACGUCCAACUCAUCACUUUUAUUAAUAAUAGAUAUUGACUUGUCAGUCGUUAACCGUGUCAAUGUGAAAUAAAUUCGUGAGAGAGAUACCGUUUAUUUUGUCAUAUGCUUCAAACAAACUGCAUUUAGUGUUUAACUUUACCAAACAGUUAGGCCAUUUCUUGCAAUAAAAUUGUCGUUACUGGCUUAAAACACAGUUCGACGUUGUACUAGAUGAUAUAAAUUGC